CGGCUCGACCAAUCGCGAGCCGGGAUCCCUCGGACGAGUCUGUUUUGAAAAAGCUUCCAGUGUCGAGGCGGCGGCGCGAGCUUCACCCGGCCUGGUUUCGUGCUACAGUCUCUAAGUAAGCUUAAUUCAUAACAAUCUAGAAAACACAAUAUGGAGAGGCACCAAGAAGAAGAGAUUAUGAAAGAACUAAGAAAUACCACAGAGCAACUCCAUGGGCUCUGGAAGGAAAUUGGGUUUGAUGAAGCUGCCUGCAGUGAGCGGAGAGAGAUGAUCACAGCACACGUUAAGGAUCUUCUGAAGACAAUGUGGGAACAAGAAAAUAAGUUAAAGAAAAAGCUUUUAUCAAGCAUAGAAGAUAAUGGCCAAGAAUUUUAUCAGCUCAAUAAGGAAUUAGGCACCACAUUACCUGAUCCUGAAGAAAACUUGAGUUUGCUGGAGCUUGAGCGUUACCUUCGCCAUAGUGUUGAGAAAUUACAAGACGAGGUUAAAAAGAGACGUCUAAGAAUCCGGGAAUUGAGACAAGCAGAACAGGAACUGUGUGAACGCUUAAUUGAAGAGCCAUCAAAUGUGGUGAAUAAGCCAAUACCAACUCUAGAUGAUAUGGAAGACCUGGAGAGAAGGAUUCGUACACUUGAACAGGAAAAGAUUAACCGAGAAAAGACCUUCCAGCACCUGAAGUCGAACAUUGCAAGACUGAUGGAGGAAUUGGAACAAAAGGCCAACACAACGUUUGAACGAGAUAUUCUUUCUGAGGUGGAAGGCCUCUUUACACUGUCCCAGCAGAACUUGAAGCAAAUGAAGCAUCUGAAUGAGGAGUAUGAACAAAGGGUUAAAGACAACAAAACCGAAAGCCUUGAGUUACAUGAGCGCAUUCGGCUGCUCUCUGACAGGCUUGGGUUGGAUCCAAGUGAAAGAGACCAGUUCCUUGCAACAGCUGAUGGUCACACACCAUCUGUCUUGGUGAAGCUUCGAUCUGAAUUGUCACGUUUGCAAGAGCUCAAGCAACAGAAUAUGGCACGAUUCAUAAAUCAGCUGAGAAGGGAGCUUGAGACAUGGUGGGAGAAGUGCUACAUAACUGAUGAAGAAAAGAAUGCAUUUUCACCAUAUCUCUCUGAAAUCUAUACAGAGGAAAUCUUGGAAGCCCAUGAUGCAGAGGUUCAGCGGCUGCAAGAAUAUUAUACAGAAAAUGAAAAGCUCUUCCUUAAAGUCAAGCAGAGGCAGGAGGUCUGGAACAAGCUGAUGGAACUAGAAGAGAAAGCUAAUGAUCCUAACAGAUUGUUUGGCAACCGUGGAUGUUCACUGUUGCAAGAAGAAAAGGAGCGAAAAAGAGUCAGAAAUGAAUUGCCUCGGAUAGAAAAAGAACUUGAGGAUUUGGUGUUGCAGUGGGAAGUAGAAAAAGGAAAGCCAUUCCUUCUUGGAGAUCAAAGUGUAUCAGAGUAUAUUCAAAAUCAGUGGGAGAAGUAUAAGAAUCAAAAGGAGCAAGAAAAGAAAGACAGACAAAAUGCCCGUGCAAAGCAAUUGAACAUAGAGAGUCGCAUGGGAACUAGACCGCCAACAGUUAAGAGACGAAUUGCCCGUAAUGAUACCUUAAGAACCUCCAAAAUACGAAGAAUUGGAGAGGAAUCCCCAGGGCAGUCCACCACACUUACUCCAACUAAUGCAACACGUAGGACAGUGCUGAGGGAGCAGAACCAAAACACCUUGAAAAAUACAACUGUACAGAAGUUUGCAAAGAAGGAUGGCACACUAUCAUCCAAUGAUAUUUCAACAUACUCCCACUUUUCUUCUGUAUUGCAAAGCGAGCCAGGUUUAACCAGCACUAUCUCGAGCAGGGACCUCAGGAAUAAUACAUCCUCUCGAGUCUGCAAACUCCGAUAAUAUUCACAUUUGGAUGGAAUUCAGCGCCGCAGUGACGUGAAAAUAUACGAAGCUCUACUGUCCAUGGGGCUAACAAGACUCCACUCUUGGUGUGUCGUCCUUCACCACGCCGACCCCCUCCAGGCUUG
Messenger RNA from Penaeus monodon (black tiger shrimp), 2006 nucleotides. RefSeq names its product protein regulator of cytokinesis 1-like. Gene Ontology annotation, cellular component: mitotic spindle midzone; cytoplasm; spindle. Gene Ontology annotation, biological process: microtubule cytoskeleton organization; mitotic spindle midzone assembly. The record is from RefSeq and is a predicted model, not a curated record. The transcript has 15 exons. Gene Ontology annotation, molecular function: microtubule binding. The coding region runs from base 151 to 1878 and encodes 575 amino acids. Lineage: Eukaryota; Metazoa; Arthropoda; Malacostraca; Decapoda; Penaeidae.